AUGUCCAACGAACUUCUACUACGGCUCUUCACUUCAGAGUUUUUCAACUGUUGGAUUGCUGUUUCUUAUUUGUUCCGUUAUUCAAACAAUGUGGGCAUUCAGCAUUACUUGUGUACAGAACUUAGACGCUUUCCUAUACCAGAGAUAGAAUUCUUCUUACCACAGUUAAUACAUUUGCUGAUUACCCGACCAUCUGAAUCGGUGGCUUUAGAACACUUUUUAGCUGAGAUGAGUGAAAAGUCCACUCACAUGGCUCUGAUGACUUUAUGGUAUUUGCAAGCUUAUGUUUCGGAUUUAUCGGCCAACCCAUCUACAGCUUCUUUUCAACUAUGUAAACGUUUACUCAACAGAACACAAACCAUACUGUUUGCUGAGGAGAUGGGGGAUACAUACAAUAAGAUCCGUGAAAAUGUAUUUCCUACUUUAGUAGGCAUGGGUGCUAUGUUAUUAGGCAUUGGUCAACCGAUUCUGACAAAGUCAGCAGGCCGAAUCGCUAUAGCACAAGGUAGAAGACUGCCAACGAAUAAUGCACCCUCCUCAACAUCACCGGCGCUAUCUUACAAGUCGACAUCUACGUCCACUCUAUCCACUGCUCCUUCAGUCGCUUCUUCUUCUUCAACGUCAGCCUCUAGGUCGAGUAGGAGAUCAUCUACGACAUCUUCGUUAUCACUGUCGUCUGUAGAUAUGGAAGAAAAGGAUGUACAAAAAAAACCAUCGUGUAGUCAUCGUAUGAGUGAUAGCGAUCCACAGCAAGAACAUCGUUCCCUUCAGCGACAUACGUCUUAUACCGGAUCUUUACUACGAAGCAACUAUUUCCGUUCCGAAAUACAAUUUGUUUUAGCGCUUGUGGAUAUUGCUACACGACUCAUUAUUGUUCCCAAAGAAGCGCGUAUGAGUGCCUUGCAGGCAGAAUUGACUCUACUCAAUCACAAUUUGCCAGCAGAAAUCUGUCUGCCCUUAUGGUGCCCAUGCACUACGCGUGGUGGCACUUCUGUCACAUGUUCUGAUUCUAUUCCUCUUGCUAGCAACAGCGGCCAUGAUUGUGGCCUUGGACACCAUCGUAUUGUACGUAUCAGUCCUUCAGAUGCAGUUGUUCUCAAUUCAGCAGAAAGAGCACCUUAUUUACUUAUGAUUGAAGUAUUGGAGGAGGAUCAAGAAAAGGAAAAUAACGGGGGAUGUAAAGACGGUGAAUCUUUGAUGCAAUCAGAGGAUGGACAGACGAAUGGAACGUUACACGUCAACUUAAACCCAGUGGAGCAGCCUCGAAAAGAUGAAUUUGCGGAAAGAAUGCGUACUGCAGCUGUCAUGUUGGCACAACUUCCCAAUGAUAAAAAGCACGAUCCUAUCCGACAAAAGAUCAUCAAAGAAAUGAUGGCAUUUGAGCAUCAGCGUAUGGCGAAAAUGGAAACAGAGGGUCAGGAUAAAGCAGUUGUUACUUGGGCAGUCAACAAAGAAGAUCCAAGUGCUGCUGUACUCUCUGAAAACUGGGAAGCGAAAAAGGAACGGCUGAGGUUAGCAUCUCCUUAUGGGCACUUGCCCAAUUGGCGAUUGAUCUCUGUCAUUGUGAAAAAUGGAGCGGAUUUACGACAGGAACAGUUUGCUAUUCAGUUGAUUAAAGAAAUGCAAAGGAUUUGGGAAGAUAUAGGCGUAGAUGUCUGGGUGAAAAAUUAUAGAGUGUUGGUCACUUCGGAUAGUAGUGGUUUGAUAGAAACUCUGAGAAACACCAUCUCGAUCCAUUCGUUAAAGAAGGAAGCGUACAGGCAAGGCUGGUAUGAACAGCAUAAAGGUGCCGUGUACACUUUGUCUGAUUACUUUGAAAAGCAAUGGGGUCCUGCGGAAUCAGAUGAGUUUAUAAAAGCACAGGACGCUUUUAUGCGAAGUCUCGCAGGCUAUUCUAUCGCGUGCUAUUUGUUACAAAUCAAAGAUCGACAUAACGGCAAUCUUCUUAUUGACGAUGCUGGGCAUCUUAUCCAUAUUGAUUUUGGUUUUAUGCUAUCCAACUCUCCGGGAUCUGUUGGAUUUGAAAUGGCGCCUUUCAAACUACCGCAAGAAUACAUUGAUAUACUAGGAGGUGUGCAUGGUGAAAAGUUUGCGGAAUACAAAGCAUUAAUGAAAGCGGCGUUUCUAGCAGUGAGGAAACAUAGCGAGAAUAUAUUGUUGUUGACGGAAAUGAUGUGUAAAGAUUCAAAGCUGCCGUGUUUUUUGAACGGGGACUUGACAGUGCCGCAGUUGAGAGACAGAUUCCAGUUACAGCUGACGGAACCUCAGGCCGAAGAAUUUGUGGAUCGAUUGAUAAUGAGUAGUUGUUGCAAUGUGUUUACAAGGUUAUAUGAUACUUUUCAAUAUUAUUCCCAGGUAACAAAAGAGAUGAUUCGUGCGCGAUUAUAG
This is a messenger RNA of Mycotypha africana, 2388 nucleotides long. RefSeq names its product kinase-like domain-containing protein. Gene Ontology annotation, molecular function: 1-phosphatidylinositol 4-kinase activity. The record is from RefSeq and is a predicted model, not a curated record. Gene Ontology annotation, cellular component: membrane; cytoplasm. The transcript is spliced from 9 exons. Gene Ontology annotation, biological process: phosphatidylinositol phosphate biosynthetic process; phosphatidylinositol-mediated signaling. NCBI's taxonomy places the organism in Eukaryota, Fungi, Mucoromycota, Mucoromycetes, Mucorales, Mycotyphaceae. Bases 1 to 2388 code for a protein of 795 amino acids.